UGCGGCAUGGAUGUUUACUAAAAAUGUGCAGGCCGAACACAUUUUUGAGCGUAGCCGUUUUUGCGUGGUCAGUCUUUUAGUUGUAAUAAAUAAUGAAAGUAGUGGAGUAUUUUGCAUAGAAAUUAUACAAAUUUUCUCUUGUGUUGCUGGCAUUUUUCGAUUGUUUGUAUCGAUUACUAUUGAUUAACAACGGCUAACGGUUUUCGGUCCAAUUAUUGAAGAAAUAAGCAAGGAUUAUGAUGGAAAACGGUGAUUAUGCCGUGCAGUACGGCGAAGAAAGCUACAUGGAACAAGAAGAAGAGUGGGAACGUGAAGGUCUGCUAGAUCCUGCCUGGGAAAAACAACAAAAAAAGACCUUCACUGCAUGGUGUAAUAGUCAUCUUCGAAAGGCCGGUACAUCAAUCGAAAACAUUGAAGACGAUUUUCGCAAUGGACUCAAACUCAUGCUGCUGCUGGAAGUCAUUUCCGGCGAAACCCUACCAAAGCCAGACCGCGGUAAAAUGCGUUUCCAUAAGAUUGCCAACGUUAACAAGGCAUUGGAUUUCAUCGCAUCUAAAGGUGUGAAACUAGUAUCCAUUGGAGCAGAAGAAAUCGUCGAUGGCAAUUUGAAAAUGACACUGGGUAUGAUCUGGACAAUCAUUCUCCGGUUCGCCAUUCAGGACAUUUCAGUGGAGGAAAUGACAGCCAAGGAAGGUCUGCUGCUUUGGUGUCAACGCAAAACUGCCCCUUACAAGAAUGUUAACGUUCAAAACUUCCAUCUCAGUUUCAAGGACGGUCUAGCGUUCUGCGCACUGAUUCAUCGUCACAGACCCGAUUUGAUAGAUUAUUCCAAACUUUCGAAAGACAAUCCCCUCGAGAAUUUGAAUACAGCGUUCGACGUAGCCGAAAAGUUCCUGGAUAUUCCACGCAUGUUGGACCCGGACGAUUUGAUCAACACUCCAAAGCCAGAUGAACGUGCCAUUAUGACUUAUGUGUCGUGUUAUUAUCAUGCUUUCCAAGGAGCUCAGCAGGUUGGAUAUAGGAAAAUUAGCGUCAAUUCCACUGUCUCAGUGUUGUGUUAUUUGGAUUUGACUAACAAAUAUUGGUUAAUAUCAACCAGCAUAAGAAUGGGUACUUUCUUUGACAAUCUCCAGAAUACCGCAAUGCCAGAUGAACGGGCUGUCAUGACCUAUGUGUCAUCGUACUACCAUUGCUUCAGCGGCGCACAAAAGGCGGAAACUGCUGCCAAUCGAAUCUGCAAAGUUUUGAAGGUCAACCAAGAAAACGAACGACUUAUGGAAGAAUACGAGCGGUUGGCUAGUGAUCUGUUGGAAUGGAUUCGUCGCACUAUGCCGUGGUUGAAUUCGAGACAAACUGAUAGUACGCUGGCAGGUGUACAGAAGAAGCUGGAAGAAUACAGAACCUACAGACGCAAACACAAGCCACCACGAGUAGAGCAGAAGGCCAAACUUGAAACUAACUUCAACACUUUGCAAACCAAGCUGCGUUUAUCGAACCGCCCAGCUUACAUGCCAACAGAGGGCAAGAUGGUCUCCGACAUUGCGAAUUCUUGGAAAGGCUUAGAACACGCAGAAAAGGCAUUUGAGGAAUGGUUACUUGCGGAAACCAUGCGCCUUGAACGUCUGGAGCAUCUGGCCCAAAAAUUCAAGCACAAGGCUGAUACGCACGAGGAUUGGACCAAGGGCAAGGAAGAAAUGUUGCAAUCGCAGGACUAUCGCAACUGUAAGCUGAACGAACUCAAGGCUCUCAAGAAGAAGCACGAAGCAUUUGAGUCCGAUCUGGCCGCUCAUCAAGAUCGUGUUGAACAAAUUGCUGCCAUUGCUCAAGAGCUGAAUACUUUGGAGUAUCACGAUUGUGUCUCGGUCAAUGCCCGUUGCCAACGUAUUUGCGAUCAAUGGGAUCGUCUGGGAGCGUUGACCCAGCACCGCCGUCAAGGUUUGGAUGAAGCUGAAAGAAUCCUUGAGAAGAUUGACUUACUGCACUUGGAGUUCGCCAAACGAGCUGCUCCUUUCAACAAUUGGCUGGAUGGAGCCCGCGAGGACCUUGUCGAUAUGUUCAUCGUACACACGAUGGAGGAAAUUCAAGGCCUGAUUCAAGCCCACGAUCAAUUCAAGGCAACUUUGGGUGAAGCAGAUAAGGAAUUCAACGUAAUUGUCGGCUUAGUCCGUGAUGCGGAGGCUAUCGUCAAGCAGGAGCAGGUCCCUGGAGGCCUUGUUAACCCUUACACUACUUUAACUGCUGAUGCAAUAAGCCGCAAAUGGUCUGAAGUACGCGCUCUGGUUCCGCAGCGUGAUCAAACUCUGGCAAAUGAAUUGCGUAAGCAACAGAAUAAUGAAAUGCUCCGCCGGCAAUUUGCCGAGAAAGCCAACGCUGUUGGACCAUGGAUCGAACGCCAAAUGGAUGCCGUGACCGCUAUUGGAAUGGGUAUAUCGGGAUCACUUGAAGAGCAGUUGCACCGUCUGAAGGAAUACGAACAAGCAGUCUACGCUUACAAACCAAGUAUUGAAGAGCUGGAGAAGAUCCACCAAGCUGUACAAGAGUCGAUGGUCUUCGAAAAUAGAUACACGCACUAUACUAUGGAAACUUUGCGCGUUGGUUGGGAACAACUGUUAACGUCUAUCAACAGAAAUAUCAACGAAGUCGAGAAUCAAAUUCUCACUCGUGAUUCCAAGGGAAUUACACAGGAGCAGUUGACCGAAUUCCGUUCCAGCUUCAACCACUUCGAUAAAAACCGCACGGGUCGCCUGGCACCAGAGGAAUUCAAGUCAUGUCUAGUGUCCCUUGGAUAUUCGAUUGGGAAGGAUAAGCAAGGAGAUAUGGACUUCCAGCGCAUUCUAGCCGUAGUAGACCCGAACAACUCCGGAUACGUACAAUUUGACGCGUUCCUCGACUUUAUGACUAGGGAAAGCACCGAUACCGAUACUGCUGAACAGGUUAUUGAUUCCUUCAGAAUUUUGGCCUCGGAUAAGCCUUACAUUUUGCCGGAUGAACUUCGUCGCGAGCUGCCACCAGAUCAAGCAGAGUAUUGUAUUCAGAGGAUGCCACCAUACAAAGGACCGAACGCCGUUCCUGGGGCUCUUGAUUACAUGUCCUUCAGUACAGCACUGUAUGGGGAAAGUGAUUUGUAAUUGCCACCGGAGCAAUUCCUUUGGAGAUUGUCACAUUAUAUUGAGCACAUUGAGUAAAGCGAAGCAGAAACAACUCCGGUUAUAUGUUACAUGCCAUAUAUUGUGUUAAGAAAAGAAAAAAAUGACGAAAUAAGAUCUUUUAUGUCAUCGAUAACCAGCUCUUAUAAACCGGUCACUUGUUGUCUGGUGACGCGUUUGUUGAAUCAACAUCCAUCCAAUCGACAUGCGAAUCAGAAUGCCAUAAUUCGAUAAAAUUACAAGAUUAACACAGAGGACAAUGCUACGAUGUGUGCGAGAAGAAAAAAAAAAAAUAUUGGAAAAUGUAAUCCUACAAAUCAACUAUUUAUUUUUUAUUAGCUACCCACUAAAAUUAUUUUUUAAUAAAAUGUGUUUUCGAAUCGACAAAACAUGA
This is a messenger RNA of Aedes albopictus (Asian tiger mosquito), 3540 nucleotides long. It is a transcript of the gene Actn, whose product is annotated as alpha-actinin, sarcomeric. Gene Ontology annotation, molecular function: calcium ion binding; actin filament binding. Gene Ontology annotation, cellular component: cell projection; cell junction; Z disc. Bases 237 to 3128 code for a protein of 963 amino acids. Gene Ontology annotation, biological process: actin cytoskeleton organization; muscle cell development. The transcript is spliced from 12 exons. NCBI's taxonomy places the organism in Eukaryota, Metazoa, Arthropoda, Insecta, Diptera, Culicidae. The record is from RefSeq and is a predicted model, not a curated record.